GAUAUAAUCGCUUACCCUGAGGGAAAAGGCUGGACCAACCUUCCUUAUGCUAUGGCAAAUUCUUCUAGCUAUUCAAAUUCUCCUCCUAGAAAAUAUUCACAGUUGUGUUGAUCUCCACAGUUACUUCAGGCUUUUGUGAAAGGCACAAAAUAAGCCAAAGGAAACAUCCACUGUCACAUAAGGCAUCCAGCAAGGAUUUCACCAAGAAAACAUUUUUAGAAGUAGAGCAGCCUGCAAUCCAGGCUUUGCUACAAGAAGACUUACAAUGCAGCCAUUACCUGUUUGCUGUACCCUGCUCCUGCUGCUGCCUUUCAUAUUGUCAGCACCUUCUGUGCCCCAACAAACCAUAUCUCACCAUGAAGAUUACAUUGUCGAGGGAAAACUAUUUCAACUAAACUUACAGAAGAUGGCACAGACAACUGAAAGAAAUGGGCUUACAUUGUUAUCUAAAGAUAGGUUUAAACGAGAUCAAGAAAGAGCUGGCAGUAACAGAACUGCUGCCAAAGUAGAGGAUGCAGAUUUACCUACAUGCCUACUUUGUGUAUGUUUGAGUGGGUCAGUUUAUUGUGAAGAAACAGAAAUAGAGGAAGUGCCACCUUUGCCUAAGGAGACAGCGUAUCUUUAUGCACGCUUUAACAAAAUCAAGAAAAUCACAGCAAAAGACUUUUCUGACUUUCCCACCUUAAGAAGGAUUGACCUAACUGGAAAUUUGAUAGAAGAAAUUGAUGACAAGGCUUUUGAUAAGUUACCUCUACUGGAACAGCUCAACCUUGCUGAAAACAAAAUUACAAGAAUUCCAGCUUUACCAACAAAAUUAACAGUAUUCAAUGCAAAUGAUAACCAAAUCAAGAGUAAAGGAAUCAAAGCCAAUGCAUUCAAGAAACUUACCAGUUUAGCCUACCUUUACUUGGCUAACAAUCAGCUUGAAAGUGUACCACAGAACCUACCAGAGAGUUUAAGAAUCCUUCACCUACAGCAAAAUGGCAUAUCUUCUAUAACAGAUGAUACAUUCUGCAAAUCUAAUGACACACAUUACGUUCGGUCCCACAUGGAUGAGAUCAGAAUGGAAGGAAACCCAGUUAUAUUAGGAAAGUAUCCAAACAGUUUUACCUGUCUGAAAACACUGCCAUCAGGCUCAUAUUUUAAAUAGAUAUAGCCCACUAAAAAAAAAAUCUUCAUUUCUCACUUAAACCAUCAAAUUCCUCACAGAAAUGGCUACAGCCUCAGCCUCUGUAGUAUUGAGAUUUUCAAAGCUUUGAGAUAUCAGUAAUAAUCAUAAUUGAAACAAAGGCCAAGAAUGAAACUCGGGCACGAAACACGUAGGGUUUUAUGAGAUGUCUCAUGUUUUAAUGUAGCUCUGAAUAAAAUCUUUUUUACUUUGAAACUUCUUGGCCCCUGUGGAGACCCUUGAGUUCCUGUAUGCCCACAUUGGUUGCUGCUUUUGCAAGAAUGAAUCUCUACAAGAUACACAAUAUAUAAAAUGUAAAGCGUAGUAAAAACUCACCAACUCUCUAUUUAUUCCUAUGGGAUUUUUAUAAGUGUAUUUAUAAAUGCAGCCUAAAUUAAUAUAAAAUACACCUAAAAUACACCUAAUACGCCUCUUAAAUCCCAUAGGAAUUAAUAGAAAGUGGGUGAGCUUUCUGUGGUGACCUCUAUUCUUACAUUUUAAUUAAUCUGCACCUGUGAGUCAUUGCACUGGUAUAUUAUAUGUUACUGCAAAUGCAACUUUUUCCACCUUGGGCAGGCUAGUGCUGUUCUUAUUGCUGACUAAUAAAUAUAUAUAUAUACCAGUGCAUACCUUCCAACUGUUCCAAUUUUCGCAGGGCAGUCCUGAUUUUAACAGCUCAGCCCCAAGCCCCUCAGUACAUGUCAGGGCCACAGGAGUGCACUUAAAAUAUAAAUAAAUAAGGAAGCAAGUCAUUCUAAGAAAACAUAAAUGUUGUAGAUAACAUUAUCAUCAGAUUAAAGAAAUGUCUUAAGUGACAUAGUCAACAAGAUUUGUAAAAUAUAUUCAUUAUAUAGUUAGUAUAGAAUAAACAUUGUUUAAGUCUUUUGUUUUGCAACAUUUUACAUAACCUGGUAUUGAGUUGAAUAGUUGAUACAAAUCCUGUUGCCUAGCAGUAAACAACAUUAAUUUCAAUAUGCAUAUGUGCAUAUAAAUAUAUAUAUAUAUAUAUAUAUAUAUAUAUAUACACACACGUGUCUGUGUGUGUGUGUUUAUACACUAAGACACAAUAAAUAAAGGGUGUCUAAAAAAGUAGCAAGCAAUUAAAGGAGAAGGAAAGGUAAAAAUCACUGGGGGGUGCCAAAUGUUAGGCACCCGCCAGUGAUUGUAAUUGCUUACCUUUUACCCUGGGAGAAAAGUGAACCAGCUCGGGGUAACUGCGAGCGAGUGUUUCCUCUUCCUUCCUACUGAAUCCCGGGGCCAG
Xenopus tropicalis (tropical clawed frog) is the source of this 2429-nucleotide messenger RNA. RefSeq names its product osteoglycin (gene ogn). The transcript is spliced from 7 exons. Bases 266 to 1150 code for a protein of 294 amino acids. Lineage: Eukaryota; Metazoa; Chordata; Amphibia; Anura; Pipidae. Gene Ontology annotation, cellular component: gel phase of interstitial matrix. The record is from RefSeq and is a predicted model, not a curated record.